AGUCACUCCAAAAAAAAUUCAAAUUAAAUCUGUUGUCAUCCGUCUUUCACAUCUUAGACAUUUUAUUCUGAAAGGAUCGCAGCACUAAACCGGAUGUCCACUCUUUCUUGCUAACCGCAGACACAUGGGUCGGGAACAGACGUCUGAUCAGGAAGCAAAACAACUCGGCUGAACCCAGUCCAAUGGUUUUUACUCGGCCUUAACGGUGUUGACAUGUUGCCCGUGGUGGUGGUACAUGGAGGAGCGGGCCACAUCCCCAAAGAGCGGGCAGAGAACUCAACCUCAGGGGUGUGCUCAGCUGUGCGUUCGGCCUACCUUGUCCUGCAGGAAGGGGGCAGCAGUAUGGAUGCUGUGGUUGAGGCGGUGGUCCAGAUGGAGAACAGUCCUUACUUUAAUGCAGGUUGUGGCUCGGUGCUGAAUGUCAAGGGGGAGGUGGAGAUGGAUGCCAUUGUGAUGGAUGGGAAAACAUUAGGCAGCGGUGCAGUGUCCGCCGUGCGCAACAUCGCCAACCCCGUUCAGCUGGCACGGCUGGUCAUGGAAAAGACCAGUCAUGCGUGUCUGACAGCAGAAGGAGCCAGUAAAUUUGCUCGCUCUGUGGGAGUUCCCGAGGUGUCUCAGGAGUCCCUCAUCACCGAGUACUCCCGCAUGCGCUGGAAAAAGAACCUGGUUCCAGAUGCCAACCCUGUUGAGUGCCAAAUGGGGAAGAUGGGCACAGUCGGCGCUGUGGCAGUCAAUAAAGAAGGCAACGUUGCUUGUGCAACCUCCACUGGUGGAAUGUUGAACAAGAUGGAGGGUCGGGUGGGGGACACUCCGUGCAUAGGAAGUGGAGGUUACGCAGACAACCAGUCAGGAGCCGUGUCCACUACUGGUCAUGGAGAAACCAUCAUGAAGGUCACGCUGGCCAGACUCAUCUUGUUUCACAUGGAGCAAGGUCAAUCCGCUGAGGCUGCCAGUGAUUUGGGGCUGGCUUACAUGAAGUCCAGAGUGGGGGGGCUGGGUGGGGUUGUGACUGUGGACCCCCAGGGGAACUGGGCUGCCCGUUUCUCCAGCCGGCAGAUGUCCUGGGCCGCAGCUCAGAACGAUACUCUGCAUUACGGUCUGUACACCGGAGAACACUUCAGACGGAGCUUCAGUGAACAGCACUGACCCAACCGCUCUCAACAUCUUAACUAAAAACAGUAAAAUCAUUAGGAUUUUUAUGUGUGGAAAAUCAACAUCACCAACAAAGUUGGAAAAUUCUCAAACUGAUCAACAACAGUUGUGCUCUGAGACUGACAAUAAUAAACCUGAUGGUGUUCUUCUAAAUGUAUCAAGUGUUCGAAUCACCUCCAGCUGCUCCUCUGUUAAUAAGCUCAAACCUUAUAAUUUUUAACCACUUAGUAAAUUAAUUACUGUCAGUUUUAAAAACAUAUCAGUAUUUUUUAACAAAAAGAAUAAUCUGUUUUGUCUUUUACUUAUUAAAAACAGCAGUGGGUUACUUCAGCACUGUCAAUAUUUGAUGGAUCAUUUAAUGGAUUUAAGGUUCAGCUGCUGUUAGUUUAAAUUUGACCAGUGUAACCUCUGUUUAAUGGGCUUCUAGGUAUUGACCGACUCGGGUUUCAUUCUUUUUUAAGUUAUAACAUUUUGAAAAUGAACAUCUGCUGCUACAAAGCUGCUGAUUUUAGCUCUUUAUGGAAAAUUCUGAAACUGUUUCUCAGAAGAAACUAUUCUUAUAUUGGGGUUUGAGUUUUUCCAAAAGCAUGACUUAAAACAGACUGUGAAAAUCAUGACACUCCCUGGUAUUCUGUAUCCUACCACUAGAGGUUGCUGUUUCAUUGAAAGAAAACUGAUUAUAUUCAAAGGAAAACUUUUGAAGAAUUCCUGUAUUUACACUGUUUUGUGGUUUGUUUGUGACUUUAAAUAAAAGUAUUCUGAUUCAUC
This is a messenger RNA of Oryzias melastigma (Indian medaka), 1920 nucleotides long. RefSeq names its product asparaginase and isoaspartyl peptidase 1 (gene asrgl1). NCBI's taxonomy places the organism in Eukaryota, Metazoa, Chordata, Actinopteri, Beloniformes, Adrianichthyidae. Bases 214 to 1146 code for a protein of 310 amino acids. The record is from RefSeq and is a predicted model, not a curated record. The transcript is spliced from 7 exons. Gene Ontology annotation, molecular function: asparaginase activity.